Dryobates pubescens (Downy woodpecker) is the source of this 1745-nucleotide messenger RNA. RefSeq names its product divergent protein kinase domain 1B (gene DIPK1B). NCBI's taxonomy places the organism in Eukaryota, Metazoa, Chordata, Aves, Piciformes, Picidae. The transcript is spliced from 5 exons. The coding region runs from base 201 to 1496 and encodes 431 amino acids. The record is from RefSeq and is a predicted model, not a curated record.
GGAGGAGCCGAGCCGAGCCGGGCGGAGCCGAGCCGAGCCGGGAAGAGCCGCGCCGGGCGGAGCCGGGCCGGGAACUGCAGCGGAGCGGCUCGGCCUCCAUCCCGGUCCCCCCCACCCCGGCCCCCGGCGACGAGGCAGGGGGGGGGGUCCCGGCCAUGCCCCCCGGAGCCUGAGGCCCGCGGCCGCGGGGUGCCCGCAGCAUGCGGAGGAUCCGGCGGCUGGUGCAUCUGGUGCUGUUCUGCCCCCUCUCCAAGGGCCUGCAGAGUCGCCUCCCGGGCAUCAAGGUGAAAUACCUGCUGGUGGUGUGGCUGGGCAUCUUCGUGGGCAGCUGGGUGGCAUACAUGCACUACUCGUCCUACUCUGAGCUCUGCCGUGGCCACAUCUGCCGGAUGAUAAUCUGUGACCAGUACAAGAAAGGGAUCAUUUCUGGCUCCACCUGCAAAGACCUGUGUGAGGAGCGCAGCCUCAUCUUCCAGCACUGCCUCUCCUCCUCUCCCACCCAGCAGGUUUACAGUGGGCUCUGGAGGGGGAGGGAGGUGAUCAUCAAAUGCAGCAUCGAAGAAGCCCUGAAGGCAGACCACCACCCAGACUCUGUGCCCAGGAGGGACGUGGUCCUCUUUGACAAACCGACACGAGGGACCUCGAUGGAUGAGUUCAAGGAGAUGCUCCUCAACUUCCUAAAGUCCAACCUGGGAGACCAGCCAUCUCUUGCAGCCUUGGUGAGCCGCAUCAUCACCAUGGCAGACGUGAACCGGGAUGGGAAAAUGUCUUUAGCAGAGGCCAAAUCCAUCUGGGCACUCCUGCAGCUCAACGAGUUCCUCCUCAUGCUCUCCUUGCACGAGAAAGAGCACACCCCCAAGCUGCUGGGGCACUGCGGGGACCUCUACGUCACCGAGAAGAUCCCCCACACCUCCCUCUACGGGGUGGACCUCCCUCCCUUCCUCCAGUCAAUGCUGCCCUCAGUCGUCCACCAAAUCAUCCACCAGUGGUUCGCCCCAGCGUGGCCCCGGCGGGCGAAGAUCGCCAUCGGCCUCCUGGAGUUCGUGGAGGAGAUCUUCCAUGGGACCUACGGGAACCUCUACAUCUGCGAGAGCAGCCUCAAGAACGUGGGCUACAACGACAAGUUCGACUUCAAAAUGGUCCACCUGAGGAAGGUGGCCACGGAGAUGACAAUCAGAGGCUUCCUCAAGGGCCGCCACUGCGAGCAGAACGGGGACUGCACCUACGGCAAGGACUGCACGGCCUCCUGCGACAAGCUGCUGAAGCAGUGCAAGGGCGAGGUGGUGCAGCCCAACCUGGCCAAGGUCUGCGGCUUGCUGCAGGACUACCUGCUGCACGGAGCCCCCCUGGAGCUGAGAGAAGACCUGCAGAAACAGCUGCGAACUUGCAUGACCCUCAGCGGCCUGGCCAGCCAGAUGGAGGUGCACCACUCCCUCGUGCUCAACAACCUCAAGACCUUGCUCUGGAAAAAGAUUUCCAACACCAAAUAUUCUUAACGAGGCCAGGGGCGGGUGGCUGGGUGGGGGGGGAAAGCAUGGCCCUGGGGCUUAAAAGCUGCAAUCCAAGGGCUGAAGGCUUGGCUCUCUCCAUCCUCUGCUCCACACAGGGAGCUCAGCAUAGCUGCAGCCCCUUCUCCCUCCAUGGCAAUCCAGGCUUCGUGACUCGCGCCGCCCGGCGGGAUCAGCGACAGGGUCAGCUGGAGCUGGGGCGCCGGGAGCCAGGCGCAGGGGGAGAAGAGGAGCUGG